UGCAGUUUCAUCUGCAACAAUCUAACGUCUCCGUCGGUCAACAAAGCGCGCGCCGACAUUUUCAAAGCCAAAGUCCGCCUUUUCCGCUCAGCGGCUCAGCCAAUCAGAGGCAGGGGACGGCUCAGCCAAUCAGAGGCAGGGGACGGCACAGUGACAUUUAUUCCACGCGGCGUGUAUCACAGCUGUCUCCGCUGGCCAGCAGCUCGCUGCUCGCUCUUGUUUCACACACAGAGAGAGAAGAUGCCUGAAGCGGCCAAGUCUGCGCCCAAGAAGGGCUCCAAGAAAGCCGUCACCAAGACGGCCGCCAAAGGAGGCAAGAAGAAGAGGAAGACCAGGAAGGAGAGCUACGCCAUCUACGUCUACAAGGUGCUCAAGCAGGUGCACCCCGACACGGGCAUCUCCUCCAAGGCCAUGAGCAUCAUGAACUCCUUGGUCAACGACAUCUUCCAGCGCAUCGCCUCCGAGGCGUCUCGCCUGGCUCACUACAACAAGCGCUCCACCAUCACCUCCAGGGAGAUCCAGACGGCCGUGCGCCUCCUGCUGCCCGGUGAGCUGGCCAAGCACGCCGUGUCCGAGGGCACCAAGGCCGUCACCAAGUACACCAGCUCCAGGUAAACCACCUGCCCUCAACACCCACAAAGGCUCUUUUAAGA
Molecule: messenger RNA, 653 nt
Organism: Fundulus heteroclitus (mummichog)
Lineage: Eukaryota; Metazoa; Chordata; Actinopteri; Cyprinodontiformes; Fundulidae
Product: histone H2B 1/2-like
Exons: 1
Coding region: 241-615 (124 amino acids)
Cellular component (GO): nucleosome
Molecular function (GO): structural constituent of chromatin; protein heterodimerization activity; DNA binding
Source: RefSeq, a predicted model, not a curated record